Molecule: messenger RNA, 1797 nt
Organism: Funneliformis geosporum
Lineage: Eukaryota; Fungi; Glomeromycota; Glomeromycetes; Glomerales; Glomeraceae
Source: the annotation of a GenBank genome assembly
AUGCAAAAUUCCCAGCAAGACGAGACUACAUCAUAUAAAUUGUCAGCAGAAAGUGAUUUAACUCACACGUCCGCAAUAGAAGACAGAAACGCUCUGGGAUCUCGAUCUCGGAGAAAAAAUUCGUUAACAUUGGAAAAAGCCGAGAGUACAGUUAAACAGUUAGAUUCUAUAACUGAAUCUAAAAUGGCGAUGAACAAUAAGCCUAGAAAUAGAAUGUGGAUAAGGACAACGGCCUUUCUAUUAUUUGUAGGCUGUGUAUUAUUGUUUUUUAUCCCCGAAGAAAGGUUUAACUUUAAACCAAAUUUACCCGAAGCAGAUACUGGUUUGCCUUCAGAUUCAAAAACAAAUGUGGUAUUAGAACCUUCUAAAUCAGACGAUAAAAAAAAUAUUAAAUCUGAUCCCAUCAAAUCAAAAGUAAAUACUCCUACUAAUGAUACCAAAGUUCAAAUUCCGACACAAAGUUCUUCAAAACAUUGUACCGUACCUCAUCCUGGUCGACCACUUAUUCAAUAUGCACUCAUGCUUGAUGCUGGGUCUACAGGUUCACGUAUACAUGUAUAUCGAUUUAAUUAUUGUAAGGCAUCACCGGAAUUAGAAGAUGAAAAAUUUGCGCAUGUAGAACCAGGUCUUUCUUCAUACGGAGACGAUCCAGAAGCAGCUGCAAAUAGCUUGAAUGAAUUGAUGUCAGUAGCUCUCGAAAAUGUUCCUAAAGAAUUAAGGCAUUGUACUCCGAUAGCUGUUAAAGCAACGGCUGGCUUACGUUUGUUAGGAUUAGAGAAAAGUGAACGUAUAUUGGGAGCUGUUAGAGAACAUUUAGAAACAAAUUAUCCUUUCUACAUAGUAGAAAGGGAAGGUGUUGUAAUUAUGGAUGGCAAAGACGAAGGUGUAUAUGCAUGGAUUACAGUAAAUUAUUUAUUGGAUAGGAUAGGAUCUACGAAAAAAAUUCCUACAGUUGCUAUAUUUGAUCUUGGAGGUGGUUCAACUCAGAUUGUUUUUGAACCUGAAUCAAGUGAUGGAUUCGAAGUUGCACCUGGAGAUCACAAAUAUGAAUUAGAAUUUGGAGGACAUAAUUAUGUUCUUUACCAGCAUUCAUAUUUGCAUUAUGGACUAAUGGAAGCAAGGAAAGCGAUUAAAAAAUUCAUGAUAAAAUUGUGGUCUUCUGUAAUUAGGAACAAGAAAAGUAGUGUAAUUAACGGCGUUGCAGCAUCUAAAUUAGAUAUCGCAGAAGAUCAUGUCCCACAUCCUUGCUUACCCAAAAAUUAUACCGAAGAAUUUUCACUUUCUGAUAUUUUACAUACAAAACAUGAAGAUUCCGCAACUAUUGUCGGUACUGGUGCAGGACAUGCUCAAUGUCGAUUUAUUGCCGAACAAGUACUUAACAAAACUAAUGAAUGUCCUUUAUCUCCAUGUGCAUUUAAUGGUAUAUAUCAGCCAUCAUUACAAACAACCUUUUCUAUACAUGAUAUUUAUGCCUUUUCAUAUUUUUAUGAUCGAGUGAGACCUUUAGGGAUGCCAUCUGAAUUUUCUCUUAAAGAACUCCGAGAUUUAACAGAUGCAGUUUGUGCGGGAGAUGUCAGUCAGUUUAGUCAUUUGCCAGAGGCUAUUAAAGAGCUUAAUAAGAAUCCACAUUAUUGUAUGGAUUUAACGUUCAUUUAUGGAUUAUUACAUUAUGGUUAUGAAAUACCACUUGAAAGAGAAGUAAAAAUUGCCAAAAAAAUUAAAGGAAUUGAAACUGGAUGGUGUCUUGGAGCCGCUAUCGCCGUAUUAGAUCAAAAUGUAUUGUGUAAAUUGUCUUGA